AUGGCUCAGGACAUAAUAGAAAAAGUCGAGGGCCCUACCGAAUGGGUCUCUCCAGUAGUUCCUAUAGUAAAGAGAAGCGGUGAGAUAAGAUUAUGCGUGGCCAUGCGACGAGCAAACGAAGCGAUUAUUCGAGAAAGGUAUCCAUUACCAGUAUUAGAGGAUAUUUUAAAUGUAGUUGGAGGAAAUAAUUGGUUCACUACAUUGGAUGUUAAAAAGACGUAUCAUCAAAUUGAAUUAGAAGAGGAAUCAAGAAAAAUUACUACUUUUGUAACAGAUUCAGGGCUAUAUCGGUAUAAAAGAUUAAUGUUUGGAAUAAGCUGCGCUCCAGAAAUUUUUCAAAGAAUUAUUAGGUCAAUUUUGAAGGAUUGUAAAGGGACUAUAAAUUUUAUGGACGAUAUAAUUGUUUGUGGAAAGACACGGGAAGAACAUGACGAAAGAUUAGAAAAAGUUUUAGAAACGCUGAAAGAGAAAGGAAUAACUUUGAAUAAAAGAAACGGAUAUCAACCGUUAGAAUCAAAAGUAGAAGCAGUAGAAAAGUUCCAAAUACCUAAAAUGGCGGAGGAAAUACGUAGUUUUCUGGGACUAGUUAAUUUUUGUGCAGCAUUCAUUCCCAAUUUAGCAACAAUUAGUGAACCAUUAAGAAGAUUGACAAGAAAAGGAAUAAAAUUUCUAUGGGAAAAAGAACAAGAUAGAGCGUUUAAAAUUUUGAAAAGGAGUUUAGCAAGCGCGCAAACGUUAGGAAUUUUUAAUAUAAAUGCAAAAACAAGGGUAAUAGCGGAUGCAAGCCCAGUAGGAUUGGGAUGCGUAUUAACCCAACGGGACGACAAAAAUCAAUGGCGGAUAAUUAGCUACGCGAGCAGAAGCUUGUCAGAUUGCGAAAGGCGAUAUUCACAAACAGAAAAGGAAGCAUUAGCGUUAGUAUUCGCAUGUGAAAGAUUUUAUAACUGGUUGUACGGAAUAGAAUUUGAAUUAGUGACAGAUCACAAAGCGUUAGAAUGUAUAUUUGCACCGCGCGCAAAACCGAAUGCGAGAAUAGAACGAUGGGUUUUACGUUUACUACCAUUUAAAUAUAAAGUCAUAUACGAAAAAGGAAAAUCGAAUAUAGCAGUUGUACUGUCGAGACUCUGUGGUAAAGAGAACCGAAAAAAAGAAUUCGAAGAGGACGUGCAUUAUAUUCGAUGGGUAACAACGGAAUCAGUACCAAAAGCAAUGACAUUAAAAGAAAUUGCGAUAGCGUCAAAAGAGGAUAAGAAAAUAAAAGAAGUAAAAUUAGCGUUACAAACAGAUGAUUGGGACGCAUUGAAAAAUUCGCGAAAUACGCGUAUAAUUAUACCCGAAGCGUUGCAAAGGACAACAUUAAUGUUAGCACACGAAGGACACCCAGGAAUUGUCGCAAUGAAACAGCGGUUACGAAGUAAGGUUUGGUGGGAAGAUAUAGAUAAAGAUGCAGAAAAAUUUGUUAAAUCCUGUAAAGGUUGUCAAUUAGUUCAACGUCCGAUAGAACCACCACCUGUCAAACGAAAUCAGUUACCAGAAAAAGCAUGGGAAAUAAUCGCGAUAGAUUUAAUGGGACCAUUCCUAACAGGGGAAUAUUUGUUAGUAACUACCGAUUAUUAUAGUCGAUUUGUAGAAGUAGCAAUUCUUAAAAGGAUAUCGGCGAAAGAAAUACAAGAAGAAUUAUUCGAAUUGUUUGCGAGACACGGUUUACCAAGGACAAUUGUAUGCGAUAACGGUCGUCAGUUUACGGAUGAAGGGUUAAAAGAUUGGUUAAAUUCCUACGGAGUAAAAGUGGCGCAUGUAGCACCGUACUGGCCACAGGCAAACGGAGAGGUAGAGAGACAGAAUAGGAGUAUCUUAAAAAGACUAAAAAUAGCAUAUGCGCAAAAGAAAAAUUGGCGUAAUGAACUGUUAACAUUUCUAAUGAUGUACCGGUCAACUCCACAUUCAGUUACAGGAGUAACCCCCGCGGAAUUAUUGUUUAAUAGAAAAUUAAGAACAAAGAUACCGGAAAUAGAUAAUAGUAGUAAAUUCGUAGAGGAAGAAAUUAGAGAGCGCGAUAAAUGGUUAAAAGAAAAAGGAAAACAAUAUUACGAUAAAGCAAAUAGAGCUAAGGAGUGUGAAUUAGGUCAAGGGGAUCGCGUAUUAAUCAGAGCCCCGAAAGAGAAUAAACUAAGUCCAAAUUUCAGCCCGGAGGAAUAUAAAGUAAUUGACCGAAAAGGAAAUUCAGUAACACUAGAAUCAGAAGAAGGAAGGAAGUACAAAAGAAAUUUAACGCAAGUAAGAAAAGUAAUAGAUUUAGAAAGCGAAGAAUCAGAAAACGAGGAGGAAGAAGUAGUUAGUAAGAAAAAGGAAAGAGUAGGAGAUGAUCAGAGUAGAACAGAAAGGGACAAAAAUGAAAAAGUUGUAGUAAGAAGAUCUCAGCGCGAAAGAAAACCGCCGGAGCGAUAUGGCGAUUAUAGAGCACAUUCGUUAGUUGGUAAUUAA
Messenger RNA from Solenopsis invicta (red fire ant), 2484 nucleotides. RefSeq lists its product as uncharacterized. Gene Ontology annotation, biological process: DNA integration. The transcript is spliced from 4 exons. The record is from RefSeq and is a predicted model, not a curated record. The coding region runs from base 1 to 2484 and encodes 827 amino acids. Gene Ontology annotation, molecular function: nucleic acid binding. NCBI's taxonomy places the organism in Eukaryota, Metazoa, Arthropoda, Insecta, Hymenoptera, Formicidae.